CACACACACACACACACACACACACACACACACACACACACACACACACACUUCGACAGACAGAAACUGGAUGCUUCGGCAGCAGGGACACGGCACAACUUUAUUUCAAGAACUCAGAGGAACACACAAUGAAAAGUCAUUUAGUUGUACCUGCAUGUUUGGUGCUGCUUUGGACGCUGACAGCCGCUGCGAUACAAGUCGAAAGUCUCUCUGAUGGGAUUAAGGUUUCCUGUGGUGCCGCCGUUAAUCUAACAAAAAAUGGCCACCAAGUAGGAAAUACUUUGAAAUACAAGGAUGAGCACACCGGAGAGUAUGCCUGUGACAAAGAAAAUAUCUAUGUGAAAUUUCGGACCUGUGACAACUGCGUGGAGUUUGACAUGGGCACAAUAAUGGGAUUAGCUAUUGGAGACGUGGUGGCUACGAUCGUGAUAGGAGUGGCAGUCUAUAUCAUUGCAUCUAAGACUCAGAUUGGUCCAACUACCUCUGUCAAGAAAAGCUCUGACAGACAGCAUCUUGUUCCAAAUGCUGCCAGAGGGGGGGCAUCCCAUGAUCUUUACCAGGAUCUGAAACCUCGCCAGAGAGACACGUAUGAUGAGCUGAACCGCAAAAGAUAGAAGGGGCUGUGGUCAACCCCCCCCCCCCCCCAUUAAAAGCUUACAUCUGCAGAAGGGAAAAGUAUUACCCUCAUGUAAUUUGCUCUGAAUGAUGCUGUUAUAGCUUUCCACUCAACAUUUAUAUUAACUACGCCUGUAAGAUAUUGCUCUUUAUAGACCUGAAUGGCACUGUAUAUCUUAGUCAGGUGUUUAUCAGACUCUCUUCUUAUUUUGAUAAGAUUUUAAUUGAAAUAGUUUGUCAUUUUUUUACGUUUUCCUCUCUCCAUACUGUAAGUGCGGCUUGAAAAUGUUCAUUGAAACAAAAGUGACAUUGCAAAAUAAAUAAAAAUUAAGAACAAAA
Molecule: messenger RNA, 954 nt
Organism: Gymnodraco acuticeps
Lineage: Eukaryota; Metazoa; Chordata; Actinopteri; Perciformes; Bathydraconidae
Product: T-cell surface glycoprotein CD3 gamma chain-like
Exons: 6
Coding region: 129-614 (161 amino acids)
Biological process (GO): positive thymic T cell selection; cell surface receptor signaling pathway
Cellular component (GO): external side of plasma membrane; alpha-beta T cell receptor complex; membrane
Molecular function (GO): transmembrane signaling receptor activity
Source: RefSeq, a predicted model, not a curated record